GCACAAAAACAAAAUUGCCCCCAGUCAGCCGAAACAUCUCCGGCAGCCCAGCCCAUUAAGCCCACUUUGAUAGUCUUCGUUUCCCCUUUUUCGUUUCCCCUCGUUCGAUUUCCACUCUGCCCCGCGACCCAACGAGCCAGGCAGCCAGGACCGCCCUACGGUCGACGAACAGAGGUGGCCGUUCCUCUGGCGGCUCUGCAGACCGCUUCUCCGUCCCAGGAGUCUCUCCACUCAGCGAGACGAAUCCAUUAGGGGUAUGGAUGUGGAUGAGAAAAAUUCUGUGUCAACUAUGGAGAUAUCUUCUGUUGUCGCUGAUAAUCAAAAUGUAGCUUCUUCGGUUGAUGCAAUUUCCCUCCAACCACUUCAAUCACACGUCCCACCUGUGAUAUUACCUCCUACCAUUGUUCCACCUCUGGCACCGCUCCCUGUUCGACCACCAGCACUUAAGCCUCAUGUGGUGGCACAAAAUGCACAAGCUAGCGAUUCAGAUUCUGACCAUGGUGAACCGGGAUCAGGUGCAGCAGUAGAUGAAUCUUCUCCAGAAUAUGAGAUUUCUGAAGAAAGCAGACUGGUGAGAGAGAGACAAGAAAAAGCCAUGCAGGAGCUUCUGUUGAAGCGAAGAGCUGCUGCCCUGGCGGUCCCCACAAAUGACAUGGCUGUUCGAGCUCGACUUCGUCGGCUUGGUGAACCCAUAACAUUUUUUGGGGAAAGGGAAAUGGAGAGACGAGACAGGCUGAGAGCACUUAUGGCCAGACUUGAUGCAGAAGGGCAUCUGGAAAGGCUGAUGAAAGCUCACGAGGAUGAAGAGGCUUCAUCUUCUGCUGCACCCACUGAGGAUGAUGAGGAGAUUCAAUAUCCAUUUUAUACUGAAGGAUCAAAAGCACUUUUUGAGGCCCGAGUAGAAAUUGCAAAGUUCUCUAUUGUGAAGGCAGUCUCACGUCUUGAUCGUGCCAGGAGAAGAAGGGAUGAUCCUGAUGAGGAUUUGGAUGCUGAAAUGGAUUCGGCUUUAAACCAGGCAGGAACUCUAGGCCUUGAUUGCAGUGAGAUUGGAGAUGACCGCCCCCUCUCUGGCUGCUCACUAUCGCAUGAUGGUGAGAUGCUUGCCACCUGUUCUCAGAGUGGAGUUGCAAAGUUAUGGAGCAUGCCUCAAGUAAGGAAGGUUUCUAGCCUUAAGGGACACACUGAGCGAGCUACUGAUGUUGCAUUCUCUCCAAAAUGCCAUCAUCUAGCAACCGCCUCUGCUGACCGAACUGCAAGGUUGUGGAAUAAAGAAGGGUCCCUUUUGAGGACUUUUGAGGGCCAUUUGGACCGUCUAGCCCGCAUCGCCUUCCAUCCAAGUGGAAAAUACUUGGGCACAACUAGCUUUGACAAGACUUGGCGGUUAUGGGAUGUCGAAACAGGUGAAGAGUUGCUUCUUCAGGAAGGGCACAGUAGGGGUGUGUACGGAUUAUCUUUUCACCAUGAUGGCUCCUUAGCUGCAUCUUGUGGACUAGACUCCCUUGCUCGUGUUUGGGAUCUAAGGUCUGGAAGAAGUAUUCUUGCUUUUCAAGGCCAUGUUAAACCUAUUCUUGGUAUCAGUUUUUCGCCCAAUGGGUACCAUCUAGCUACUGGUGGUGAAGACAAUACGUGCAGAAUCUGGGAUCUGAGAAAGAGAAGAUCAGUCUACACAAUACCUGCUCACUCAAAACUCAUCUCUCAAGUUAAAUUCGAACCUCAAGAAGGUUACUUUUUGGUGACUGCUUCGUUUGAUAUGACUGCAAAGGUGUGGUCGUCAAGAGAUUUUAGGCCUGUCAAGACUCUAUCUGGACACGAAGACAAAGUCACCUCAUUGGAUGUUAUGGCAGAUGGACAAUUCAUUGCUACAGUUUCACACGAUCGGACGAUCAAGCUAUGGUCUAGCAAAAGCAAUGACCAGGAAAAGGCAAUGGAUCUGGACUGACUACUAGAAGAUUUUGCAGUGUUAAGAUGAGAAGUGAGUUUGUAGAUUUUCUCAAGGAUUGCAAAUGUUAAAGUGUUUUUGGAUUUUGGUAAACUUUUGGUUUUGUAGUGUGAUUUUAGUGCAAGCGGUUGUGAGUGACCAUAGCCACGCCUUGUGAGAUUAAGAAAAGGAAAUUGUGUGGAUAUUCACAUUAUGUAAUGGGUUUGUAUGUGGUGUACCAAAGGGUGAUAACCUUUAUAAUUAAUGUUUUUAACAUGU
This is a messenger RNA of Cuscuta campestris, 2197 nucleotides long. NCBI's taxonomy places the organism in Eukaryota, Viridiplantae, Streptophyta, Magnoliopsida, Solanales, Convolvulaceae. The record is from the annotation of a GenBank genome assembly.